CCAGUCCGCGCCUCUGAAGUAGUACAAAAUGUCAAAAAUUAGAAGGAAGGUCACAGUGGAAAAUACCAAGACCAUAUCUGAUAGCACAUCGAGAAGACCCAGUGUAUUUGAAAGACUUGGACCCAGCACUGGAAGUUCUGCAGAGACACAGUGCCGUAACUGGUUGAAGACUGGCAACUGCCUCUAUGGGAACACAUGUAGAUUCGUACAUGGCCCUUCACCACGAGGUAAAGGCUUUAGCAGCAGUUACCGAAGGUCACCAGAAAGGCCUACAGGGGACCUUCGGGAAAGAAUGAAGAAUAAGCGUCAAGACAUUGAAAGUGAACCACAGAAACAUAAUACAGAAGAACAGUCUUCUCCUGUUAGGAAAGAGUCUACAAGAGGGAGGCACAGGGGAAAGGAAGAUAUUAAAAUUACUAAGGAAAGGACCCCAGAAAGUGAAGAAGAAAAUCCCGACUGGGAAACAAAUAGAGACGAUUCUGAUAACGGAGAUGUUAAUUAUGAUUAUGACCAUGAACUGUCUUUGGAAAUGAAGCGCCAGAAGAUCCAGAGAGAGUUAAUGAAGCUUGAAGAAGAAAACAUGGAUAAAAGGGAAGAAAUAGUAAUUAAAAAGGAGAUUUCUCCUGAGGCUGUUGGAUCAAAAUUAUCAUCCUCACCUUCACCAAGAAAAUCAAGUAAAUCUCCAAAAUUAAGGUCAAGCCCCAAAUCUUCCUCCACUGCUAGUAAGAGGGAAAAGAAGGUUUCAGCAGUAUCUUCCCCCCUCCUAGAGCAACAGAGAAAUUCAAAAAGCAACCACAAUAAAAAGAAAGGUCCUCGUACCCCUAGUCCGCCACCACCAGUACAAGAAGACUCUACCCAAGGGAAAAAACAUAAGGAAAAAUAUAAAGCUAAAGAGAGGGUAGAAGAAAAGCCAAAGGAGAUAAAAGAAAGAGGGCGUGAUUUUGAAAGACAUAAUAAAGAAAAAAAAGAGAAACAAAGAGAUACCUCAGAAAGUUCCCAUAGACAGAGACGUUCACCUAGUCCAGAAGACCAUUCUGGUAGCAAUUCUUCUUCAAGAGAAUAUUCUCCUGCCACAAGAAGAAGGCAGACAUCUUGGGCUCCAUCUAAAUCCAGCAGUCAUAAACAUUCUUUUUCACCAUCUUGCAGGUCUGCUUCACCACCAACACAGCAUCAUUCUCCUGUAUCGUCGAGGCAUCAUUCUUCUUCAUCUCAGUCAGGUUCUUCUAUUCAAAGACGUUCUCCAUCACCACGUCACAAAAGAACUCCUUCCCCCUCUUAUAAAAGAACAACUUCACCACCUGUAGGUCGAUCUUCCUCUCCUUAUCCUCACCGAGCAUCACCUUCUCCACAGCAAAAACAGACAUCUUCAAGGCAUCGUUCCCCAGUUAGAGAGAGAAGCCGGCAUGAUCAUGAGCGGAUUUCACAAUCACACGAUCGUCGCCAUGAAAGAAGAGAUGAAACAAGAGGAAAAAGGGGAAGAGAGAGAGAUACUAGGGAUGAACGUGACUAUGACCAAGAGCAGAGUACCCCCAGAGAUCACCGAGAUGAUCGAGAAUCCCGGGAUGGACGAGAUCGAAGGGAAACCAGAGAUAACAGAGAACGCAGGGAUCCAAGAGAAUCUCGGGACACUCGGGACUCACGGGAUACAAGGGAUUGUAGUAGAGACAAUAAAGAAAGUCGGGAUCAGAGGGACUUACGUUCUACACGAGAUACACAUGACUACAGAGACAGAGAGUGUCGAGAACAUAAGAAAGAAGAGCAGUAUUUGGAGGAAGCACGUAGUUAUGGAAGAGCCCAUGGCAGAGAAGAUAGUUCUCGUGCUGAAACUCGGACAGACUCAAGAAGUGAAACUAGAAAUGAAUCUAGAACGUCUGGAAGAAAUAGGGGGAGAGGUCCUGAAUUAACAGACAAGGGCAAUCGAGGAACACGAGGAUCUCAAGUUGAUAGCCAUAAUACUAGUAGUAGCUACCAUGACAGCUGGGAAUCACGGAGCAGUUACCCUGACAGGGAUCGCUAUGAAAACCGUGAACAUGCAAGAGAUUCUUCUUUUGAAAGAAGACAUGGAGAAAGGGAUAAGCGUGACAAUAGAGAGAGAGAUCAGAGGCAAAGCUCACCCAUGCGACACCAGGGAAGAAAUGAUGAUAUUGAUCGUGAUGAAAGACUAGAAGAACGAAGAGUAGACAGGAAUGAAGAUAGGAGGGAUGAAAGAACUAGGGAACGGGAAAGGGAAAGGGAAAGAGAGAGAGAAGCUGAACGUGAUCGUGCCCGUGAGCGAGAACGUGAGAGAGAAAGAGAUAAGGACAGAGAACGUGAACGGGAUAGGGACCACGAUCGAGAACGGGAGCGAGAGCGGGAAAGGGAGCGUGAAAGAGACCGGGAAAGAGAACGGGAACGAGAAAGGGAAAGAGAACGGGAAAGAGAGCGGGGCCGGGAAAGAGAGAAAGAAAGGGAACGACAGAGAGAGUGGGAUGACAAAGAGAGAGGAAGAGAAGAACGCAGGGACAAGAGAGAAGAUGUCCGUGAAGAAAGGACCACAAGAGAUAGUCGUGAAGAAAGGAAAGCAAAAAAACGUCACAGAAAUGAAAGUAGCCCUAGCCCUCGGAAAUCACCUAAGCGCCGCCGUGAACAUUCACCUGAUAGUGAUGCCUACAAUAGUGGAGAUGAUCAGAAUGAAAAACGACGUUUAUUGAGUCAGGUUGUACGUCCUCAAGAAUCACGUUCACUUAGUCCUUCACAUCUUUCGGAAGAGAAGCAGAGCCGGUGGAAAGACAGUGACAGAAAGCCAGAGCGAAAGGAGAGCAUGAGACAUUAUGAGGAAAGUGAUUACAAAGAACGGGGUUCUUCUGGGGACAAACAGCGAGAGCAGCGAGAGGGCAAUGAGAGUUCAAGGAGCAGAAUCCAAGAUAAUGUAAGUAAUCGGGUUUCUGAAGAGCGUGAGGCUAUAGAUCAUAUGCUGGAAGACAAGAAGAAAGUUAAAAUGCAGAAAAAAACAACAAAGAAAAAGAAAGAUGAUGAUGGUGGGAUAGAGCGCUAUGUCAGUGAACCAGCAGCAGAGAAAACCCAAGUGUUUUCUCCCAAGAAAGGUCAGAAAAAGAAAAAUGCUGAAAAGAAGCGCAAGAGAUCCAAAGGAGAUUCUGAGGCUUCUGAGGAAGACAGUGGCCCUCAUCAGAAAAAGAAAAAAGGUCCCAGGACACCACCUGUAACCACAAGAGAAGAACUGGUGGAAGUGGUGCCCGAGAAAUCUGCAGUAGUGGAAGUUGUUCCCAAGAGGGAGGACACAACGUUUAGUGACUGGUCAGAUGAAGAUGUUCCAGAGCGUGGAGAGACUGUUCUGGAAAGGAAUUCUGAGGAGCCCCAUAGAAAUAGCCACCGUACACGAGGUGAAACCAUGGAAGUUUCUCAUGUGGUUGAAGAAACCCCUCAUCUCCGACCUGCAGAUCAGAAGCGUAGCAGCAGCCUCUGUAGCAACAGGAGCCAUACUUCAAGUAGACUCCGAUCACCCUCUAAUGAUUCUGCACACCGCAGUGGAGAUGACCAGGCUGCAAUGAAGAAGAUCUUGCACAGCAGUUCCAGUGACAGAGACAGGAGAUGCCUUGAAAUUGCUGGAGAGCGGAAGUCCAGAAUUGAUCAGCUGAAACGUGGAGUUGCCAGCCGUAGCACCUCUUCUGAUCGACAGGAUUCAAGGAGCCAUAGUUCAAGGCGAAGUUCUCCUGAAUCUGAUCGCCAAGGCCACUCCAGAUCUGGGUCCUUUGACAGCAGAGAAAGAGUGCAGGACAGAGACCGGCAUGAGCACGAUCGUGAACGGGAGAGAGAUCGGCGAGAUGGGAGGCAAAGAGAUUGGGACCGAGAUGCAGCUAAAUCUGACUGGUUGAGAAGCAGAGACCGGGAAAGAAUUCGGGAACGAGACAGGCAACGGGAAAAACGAAGGGAUCUGGACCGUGAAAAAGAGCGCCCGCUUCCUGAAAAUCUGGAAAGAGAUAGAGGUGUUAGCACUUCCUCUCAAGCAGAAAUAUCCAAGCACAGUGAAACAAAAGCAAGUAAAGAUCAUCAGGCUUUUGAGGCCACCUCUCUGGACUCUUCCUCCCAGGAGAAGGAAAGGCAGGAUAAAGACCUAGGCCCUUUGCAAGGAUUUGAAGAUGGAAUUGAAGCCGAGAAAGUGGAAAAUGUAGAAGGUGGAGAUGAUGAAACAAAAAUAGAUGAUAUGCAGUCAAUGGAAUCUGGUGCAGGAGAAUAUGAGCCAAUCAGCGAUGAUGAAUUGGAUGAAAUUUUGGCAGGUGAUGCUGAAAAAAGAGAGGAUCAGCAAGAUGACGAGAAGAUGCCAGAUCCGGUGGAUGUCAUCGACGUAGAUUGGUCCAGCCUGAUGCCAAAGCAGCCAAAAGAGCCCCGAGAGCCUGGAGCUGCUCUUUUAAAAUUUACUCCAGCUGCUGUUAUGUUGAGAGUUGGCAUUUCCAAACAACUGGCUGGCCCUCCACUCUUCACAAAAAUCAAAGAAACUUGUCAGAGAACUUUGGAGAAGCCUAAAGAUGCAGAGAACCUUUUUGAGCAUGAAUUUGGGGCCCUGAAUAUGGCUGCCCUACUGCGAAAGGAAGAGCGAGCUGGACUGCUGUGCAACCUGGGUCCUUGCUGUAAAGCUCUUUGCUUUAGGAGGGAUUCUGCAAUCCGCAAGCAGCUUGUGAAAAAUGAAAAGGGCACAACAAAACAAGCCUACACAAACCCUCCAGUGGUGGACAAUGAGUUACUACGGCUGAGCCUACGCUUGUUUAGACGCAAGACUGUGCAGCAAGGGUCUGGACCAGAUAAGGCAGAGGACACUAAACUUUCACAACCAUAUGUUCCAGAAAUGUGCCUGUCCUGAGCCAGAACCUCCUGGCCACAUGGUUGUGUUGUUUCGCGGUUUGAUAAUAUUGAUGUUUCGUCCUUAUUCCCUUUAAAUAUGAUGGUGCCGGAAGAAUGAAAAUACUCUUUUAAGCACUUGUGUGGAUUCUGAGACAGAAUGACAAGGAAAAGUAUUUAGUACAAAACAUAAAGACCAUUUUGUCUGUUUCGCUGCAUGUUUUACAACAUUGAGUUCUAACCAUGGAUUUUAUUUAAUAACUCGCUUGUGUUUAAGAACGUAAAAAUGCCCAUUUUUGGAUAUCUGUUUUAUCAUCUCCUAUUAAAUUUUUAAGAA
Python bivittatus (Burmese python) is the source of this 5170-nucleotide messenger RNA. NCBI's taxonomy places the organism in Eukaryota, Metazoa, Chordata, Lepidosauria, Squamata, Pythonidae. The record is from RefSeq and is a predicted model, not a curated record.